Striga hermonthica is the source of this 282-nucleotide messenger RNA. Lineage: Eukaryota; Viridiplantae; Streptophyta; Magnoliopsida; Lamiales; Orobanchaceae. The record is from the annotation of a GenBank genome assembly.
AUGAUGGCUGCGAGUGCCAACCCGUCAUCAGGCGGCCAUAGCAACGCUUGCAACGGCAGUACUAAUGGCGGAAAGAGUAACGGCGGCGGUAGAGAGAAUGGGAAUGGCGCCGGCGGCGUCUCAGCGGACAACCCCGUGGCGGGACCCACACAAGUGGCUCUCCGCCACAAUCCCGGCCUGUCGCUAGAUUGGACGCACGAGGAGCAGUCUAUACUCGAGGAUUUGCUGGCAAAGUCGGCUCCCGGUUCUUUUUUGUUUCAAUAUCAUAGCGUGCACACAUGA